This is a messenger RNA of Phragmites australis (common reed), 760 nucleotides long. Its product is annotated as early nodulin-like protein 5. Bases 107 to 700 code for a protein of 197 amino acids. The transcript has 2 exons. NCBI's taxonomy places the organism in Eukaryota, Viridiplantae, Streptophyta, Magnoliopsida, Poales, Poaceae. The record is from RefSeq and is a predicted model, not a curated record. Gene Ontology annotation, molecular function: electron transfer activity. Gene Ontology annotation, cellular component: plasma membrane.
CUCCGCAAACACAUCCCGCGCGCGCCUCGGCGACGCCAACCCCGAACCUGUACUGCAGAGCAGCACCGCGGGCGCACCACCUCCAUUCAGGCUAGACGACGGAUCCAUGGCUGGAAGCUCCCGUAGGCUCCCGCUUCUCCCGGUGCUGGCGCUUGCCGCCGUUCUCUUUCUGAUCGCUCCCGGCGUCGCGGAGGCGGCGCCGGAGCUGGUGUUCCACGUCGGCGGUCCGCGCGGGUGGCGCGUCCCCGAGGUCGGCACCAACUACGGCUGGUGGGCCAUGAACAACCGCUUCCACGUCGGCGACGAACUCUACUUCAAGUACACGAACGACUCUGUUCUGGUCGUGGACCGGGAGGCCUUCGACGCCUGCAACGCCACGGAGCCGCUCACCACGUUCGCCGACGGCGCCACCACGUUCCGCCUCGACCGCCCGGGCUUCUUCUGCUUCAUCAGCGGCGAGCCGGGCCACUGCGAGGAGGGGCAGAGGCUCAUCGUGCGCGUCAUGGUGCACCCGGCCGUGGCCGCGUCCCCGGCGCCUGGCCCGGCUACGUCCGCGCAGCCGGACCACGGAGGGUCUGGCGGCCGCCCCUGGCCGUCCGGUUGGCCGGGCGCGGCGUCUGGCGCCGCCACGGUUCCUACCGGCGUCGCAUUCGCGGCGGCGAUGGCUGCUCUUGUUUGUUUCGUCUUGAUGCUUCAGUGAUCAGUUUGCUGCGUGCAAACUCGCGUACGUAGUAGUUUAUGCUUUGUUAUGUUUGAUUUC